AUGGGCGAGCUCCUAGUAAUAGUCUCUGAAAAGAACGAUAUUGUUUACCAGAGGAUAUUCAACAACGCAAGCGACGAGGAGUACUGCAGAUUGGUGAUCAUUGUGUAUGGAUCGAUCGAUGCACUGGUGGAGAAGAUGUCAUCGUCCACAGCAAGCUACUUUGGAUGCUUGGAUACCUAUGGCGAUGCGAAGGUCAGCGCAUAUGUGAUGCCGUCUGGAUAUAAGCUGCUAUUUAUGCAUUCCAGGAGUGAUGCAAAGCAGUUUCUUGAUAGUAUGCAUAGAGUGUUUGCAGGUGUUCUUUUGAGAUCUGUACGGCCAGAUGAGAUUGCAGACGACCCUGAUCUUGACAAGAAUGUGGAUGAGUUAUAUGGCUCGUGCUUUGUAUAA
This is a messenger RNA of Ordospora pajunii, 387 nucleotides long. RefSeq lists its product as uncharacterized. Bases 1 to 387 code for a protein of 128 amino acids. NCBI's taxonomy places the organism in Eukaryota, Fungi, Microsporidia, Ordosporidae. The record is from RefSeq and is a predicted model, not a curated record. The transcript has a single exon. Gene Ontology annotation, biological process: endoplasmic reticulum to Golgi vesicle-mediated transport.